AUGUCAUGUGUUAUUUAUUGUUUUGAUUUUUUUGUGGCACAACAACGGUGCCAAAAAUUGCUUAACACAUUUCUUUUAAAAACCAUAAACGUAAAUCUCGAAAGAAAUUCACAUUGAAUGGCGGACGACUCAUCUGAUAGCGACUACCAUGUCGAGGAGUUUGUAAAACCAAAGCGUGUGCGUCACACAGCCAAUGGCGACACAGCCGAUUUGCUGGGCAAUUUCGAUGAUGUCAAACGCAAGGAAAUACUGGAUGGCACUUACGAAGAAAAAACAACAGAAGACAAUUCAAGCGAGAGCGAACUGGACGAUACGGAUAAUGAAGAGGACGGCAGUGAAGAACAGGAAAUACCAGCUAAUGGCGAAGCACAAAAUGCAAGUGAAACGAAUGGUGAGGCCGAGGCAAGUGGUGAUAGUGAGAAGGAGGACGACGAUGAGGUGAAAACAAACUUAUCAAAAGAACAGCUCGCCGAUUUGAUGCGCGGUGCUGCCAAGGCCAAUCGUCAUGUGCUUUAUGUGACAAAUUUAAAUUUCGAGACUACAAAAUCUGACUUGGAGUCACAUUUCGGCGGCGCUGGCACAGUAAAAGGUGUGCGUAUACCAAAGAAGCGACGCGGUGGUUUCGCAUUUGUCGAAAUGGCUGAUAUUGAGGGCUAUCAACGUGGCUUCCAACUACAUAAUUCUACACUCCAAGGACGUACGAUUAAGGUGCAAUUUUCGGAAGCGGGCAAAAAGAAGUCUGCAAAUAAGAAAAAUAUAUUGAAACAGAAAAACAGAAAGCUGGCGGAAAUGCGGAAUGAGCAGAAAACAUUUACGAAGAGCGGUAAAUUUUAUGAUAAAAAUCUGAAAAAAGAGAAAGCAAAAGAUUUGCUGGCACGUAAACGUUGGCGCAAGCCGGCGGGUGCACGUGCAGCGAGAACUUAAUUUCAUAUGUAUUUUUAAUUAAAUAUAAUAUUCUUAAUAAAGUUUAUUAUAAUAUAUUUUAACACCAGA
Ceratitis capitata (Mediterranean fruit fly) is the source of this 993-nucleotide messenger RNA. RefSeq names its product nucleolin. NCBI's taxonomy places the organism in Eukaryota, Metazoa, Arthropoda, Insecta, Diptera, Tephritidae. The record is from RefSeq and is a predicted model, not a curated record. Bases 118 to 924 code for a protein of 268 amino acids. Gene Ontology annotation, cellular component: cytoplasm; ribonucleoprotein complex; nucleus. The transcript has a single exon. Gene Ontology annotation, molecular function: mRNA binding.